Messenger RNA from Penicillium verhagenii, 1365 nucleotides. RefSeq lists its product as uncharacterized. The coding region runs from base 1 to 1365 and encodes 454 amino acids. The record is from RefSeq and is a predicted model, not a curated record. Lineage: Eukaryota; Fungi; Ascomycota; Eurotiomycetes; Eurotiales; Aspergillaceae. The transcript has 2 exons.
AUGUCUGCUUCCAAUCCCUUUCGUAGGAAUCUGGAUGGUGGUGCUGCCACAGCGGUGGGCUCUACAGCUCAACCUACGAAUACGUUGGCGUCAAGCCUGACCUCCAGCCCUUCCCAAGCGAUUCCCUUGGUGCCUGAUUUCCCCAGAAAGUCGUCGCUGUCGUUGGAGAUCGAAGAGGAUGACUCAAGCUCCUCAGAUGAGCAAACAGCAGACCCUUUCAAUCCAGAUUCCUCGGUCAGCGAUACGGAAGAUGAUGAUAAUAUUCAGAGCUCCAAGAGCUCAGCUCCUGGUGAUCGCCCCCGACCUUCGUUUGGGUCUGCUCCACACUCAGCUCCAUCCACGGAUGGAUCGUCCACCCCCCCAUCCGAAGGUCCAUUGACCACAAAUGAAUACGACGAGCGCUCAACUGCCAGAUCAACAACGUCCAGUACCGACCAAGAUAUUACCCCGUCGCUCAACCGGCCCACUGCGGUAUAUGAACAUAAACAAAGCACAAGUCCGACCAGUCGGGCCAAUAGAGACAAAAAACCGCCGCCGCCACCCAGAAGCCAUCAUGGUAAACGGAUCAGUACUGCAGCCAAUCCACCACCUUCACAAUCGGCAUCAAAAUUAUCACCGACAUCGUCACGAUCUGAUUAUCAACUUUCAUUCCAGUCCGCGUCGCCGGAGAGCUUGGCCACUUCUCAACCAGUAGUCACUCCCAAUGCCAGCUCAGUCCAAUCACCAAUCCCAGAUUACUUCUCUCCUCAAUCACAAAGCCAAGUUGCAACAGGUUCAAAUGAGACGCUUUCGCGCAGUGGCUCUCAGCAUAAGCGUGCGCCACCACCCCCUCUUGGCAGACGGCAAAGCCAAAUGCGGUCAAAGUCCAAUGAGUCCAAGUCGAAUAUCAGUCGAUUGGCCUUGUCUUCGCCAGAUUCAGAAGACAUCGAUGGAUCUCAGCCACCAAGUCCCGGUCCAUCAAUUAUCUCUGCGCGAUCUUUCUCCAGAGAUCGUAAUCGCAUGAGCAUGCCUCCACCUACGUCCGCAGGGUCCCCUGGGGACGUUCGCCCGUCAACUUCCUCCGCUGGCGUAGGCCAUCUAUCACCCCCUACUAACUCACAACCACCCCAGCCUGGAAGACGAACGUCCUCUUAUGGUAAUAUAGCCAGCGGUUCCUCGGUGGCGCCACCCCCGCCGCCUCCCCCUCGACGGGCGCGGGAAGGUGCCCGUAGCUCUGAAGGCAGACCCGUGUCACAGAUUAUUACUACAGAUGAGCCAUUACCUCAACCGUCUAAUGCAAAAGAUAUAUUGGCCGAUCUUUUGCGACUGCAGAAAGAGGUGGAUGACUUUCGUGGAAACUAUGAGAGUCGCAAGGCCAGCGAGUAG